This is a messenger RNA of Nothoprocta perdicaria, 1329 nucleotides long. RefSeq names its product translin (gene TSN). Gene Ontology annotation, molecular function: sequence-specific DNA binding; single-stranded DNA binding; RNA binding. The record is from RefSeq and is a predicted model, not a curated record. Gene Ontology annotation, cellular component: cytoplasm; nucleus. Gene Ontology annotation, biological process: RNA metabolic process. Lineage: Eukaryota; Metazoa; Chordata; Aves; Tinamiformes; Tinamidae. The transcript has 6 exons. Bases 16 to 705 code for a protein of 229 amino acids.
GCCGGCGGCGGCGCCAUGUCGGUGAGCGACAUGUUCAUCGCGCUGCAGGGCGUCCUCACGGCCGACCAGGACAUCCGCGAGGAGAUCCGCAGGGAGGUGCAGGCGCUGGAGCAGACGGCGCGGGAGAUCCUCACGCUGCUGCAGGGCGUGCACCAGGGCGCCGGCUUCCAGGCCAUACCAAAGAAAUGUCAGAAGGCCCGUGAACAUUUCGGUACAGUCAGAACCCAGCUGGCAUCUCUGAAGACCAAGUUUCCUGCUGAUCAGUACUACAGGUUUCACGAGCACUGGAGGUUUGUGCUGCAGCGACUGGUGUUUCUGGCAGCGUUUGUUGUCUACUUGGAAACAGAAACAUUAGUGACCCGAGAAGCUGUGGCAGAAAUACUUGGGAUUGAAGCUGACCGAGAGAGAGGCUUUCAUCUGGACAUAGAAGACUAUCUUUCUGGUGUGUUAACUCUUGCCAGUGAGCUGGCCAGGCUGGCAGUGAACAGCGUCACGGCCGGCGACUACUCCCGCCCUCUCCGCAUCUCCACCUUUAUCAACGAGCUGGAUUCCGGCUUCCGUCUCCUCAACCUGAAGAACGACUCCCUGCGGAAGCGCUAUGAUGGCCUCAAGUACGAUGUCAAGAAAAUUGAGGAAGUGGUUUAUGACUUGUCAAUCAGAGGACUCAAUAAGGAGGCAACGGGUGGUGCCGGUGGCGAGAAAUGAGGGAUGCCCGUUUCACUGGCAUCAUUGAUUACCUCAGAUGGUUGCCAAUUCCGGAGGCACAUUAGCAAAGCCCUCCUGCAGUAGUUUAGAAAAACUGCAGCUGAAAGCUGCUCUCUAUUUUCUUACAGAAUGUGUAGUACGGGUGUUAGAUCUCCAAAUGUUUUGUAAAAUCAUGCCUAGGUUAGGGCAGCAAGCUCCCUGUUUCUGGUGAAAUCCCUGUGUCAAAACCCAUCRCUGCUCUGCGCCCAGCAGCAGUGGCUCUCAGCAACUCUCCUCAGCUGAAAUUCUCAUCACUCUGCAGUGCUGCUCUGCUGCUCUGGCAGUGAUGUGGUUCAGCCAUGUCUGCUCACACACCUUUGAGGACGUGUGCAAAUACACAUGAUGUUUUAAGAAACACACUCUGUAAAUACCCAUACAUUCUCAUAAGACACGGAUUCGUUUUUGCCUCUUUUUCUUAAAUUUUCAUAUACUUUAAUAAGUUGAAAGGAAGAAAUUUGCAUAGCUGUUUAUUACUCAGAUCUUCUAAAAUGGUUUCAGUUGAUGCAUCAACUCCCCCUUUUUUGAGAAAUGGGUGAAAAAAAUCCUGAGACUUUUGUCCAUUGGAACUGGCAUAUUGAACCCAGG